Phacochoerus africanus (Common warthog) is the source of this 869-nucleotide messenger RNA. RefSeq names its product dynein light chain LC8-type 1 (gene DYNLL1). Lineage: Eukaryota; Metazoa; Chordata; Mammalia; Artiodactyla; Suidae. Gene Ontology annotation, biological process: cilium assembly; microtubule-based process. Gene Ontology annotation, cellular component: cytoplasmic dynein complex. The transcript is spliced from 3 exons. The coding region runs from base 305 to 574 and encodes 89 amino acids. Gene Ontology annotation, molecular function: dynein light intermediate chain binding; dynein intermediate chain binding. The record is from RefSeq and is a predicted model, not a curated record.
GUGGGACCGUGGCGGCUGGAGAGAGCGAGACCAUGGAGUCGGGCGUUUUGGAUUCACUUCAGUCACUCGCCAGCUGCGUGGACUUGGGCAAGUGACUCAGGCUUCCUGGGCCUCAGUUUUCUCCCUCUGUAGCGCUGUCUACCUCAUAGGCUUUUGUGAGCACUUACUGAUAUGACGAGGGUGUAGAAACCAAGGCAACCCCCGCGGGCCGUCACUCCGCGUGCGGGGCGCCGGAGAGAGGAAGUCGGCCGGGGCCUCAGGGCGACCCCCCAGCAGCCAUCGCGGCCCUCAGCCUCAGGUAACCAUGUGUGACCGAAAGGCCGUGAUCAAAAAUGCCGAUAUGUCGGAGGAGAUGCAACAGGAUUCGGUGGAGUGUGCUACUCAGGCACUGGAGAAAUAUAAUAUAGAGAAGGACAUUGCGGCCCAUAUCAAGAAGGAGUUUGACAAGAAGUACAACCCCACUUGGCACUGCAUUGUGGGGAGGAACUUCGGUAGUUACGUGACACAUGAAACCAAACACUUCAUCUACUUCUACCUGGGCCAGGUGGCCAUUCUCCUGUUCAAAUCUGGUUAAGAGCAUGGACUAUGCCACACACCCAGUGAUCCAUCCAAAAAUAAGGACUGCAGCCUAAAUUCCAAAUACCAGAGACUGAAAUCUUCAGCCUUGCCUAAGGGAACACCUCGAAUCUUUGAACCUUUAUUGUGUUGCUUUGUACAGGGCCUUCUCUGUGCUAACUUGUUGUGGUUAUAAAGCAAUUAGCAAAACAGCUUACAUUUGUAUUUAUUUUCUAUUCCAUACCUCUCUGCCCCAUGUGUUUUCUCUUCAAAAACCAUUCCUUUAAAGAAAAAAUAAAUCUGUUGGAGAAGUA